Molecule: messenger RNA, 3340 nt
Organism: Aspergillus sclerotioniger CBS 115572
Lineage: Eukaryota; Fungi; Ascomycota; Eurotiomycetes; Eurotiales; Aspergillaceae
Product: ATP-binding protein
Exons: 1
Coding region: 240-3122 (960 amino acids)
Cellular component (GO): mitochondrial outer membrane
Molecular function (GO): ATP binding; ATP hydrolysis activity
Source: RefSeq, a predicted model, not a curated record
UAAUUCCCGGCCUGUUCCAAUCAGCCUCUUGCAGCAGCCACCGCCUCUAUCACGUGAUAUCGCACUCGCCGCUGACAAAGGAGGAGCACCCGCAAGGAACAGUCCAGAAGGCAAGAUGAAAGUCUUGCUGGCCUCAUCCCCUCGCAACUUCGCUGAUGCAGACGGUUGUUCCCUGCAGCAUCGGCAGUAACUCGAUUUUUUAGUUCCGGCGGCAUCGUUUGCCCCGGAUGUAUUCGUCAAUGCACCAAGGCAGGUUCCUUCGGUCUGUAGCACGACCCUGCCGUUUCAUCGCGCAUCGCCGCUAUCCCGCCGCGGUUGUCUCGCAUUCGCGUCAGUUCCAUCUCUCCCGAGCAUGGCUAUCAUCAACACCUUCCGAUCCCCAUAACUCGAGAGAUUCAACUACGGAGAACGCCCCUGGCGACAUCCCUCCCCUCAAUGCCGAACCCACACUAGCAGGCCGUGAGGCUUCCGUCGCAACACCGUCGGCAGAUCGAACUGCGAAAAAGGACUCGGGCCCCUACGGUUCAGCGGUUCGCAGAGCACUAAGAAAUAGACGGGCAACAAAGGAGUGGACGGCUCCCGUCGCGACUGUUCCCGACUGGUUUUACGAGCGGAACACGGUUGUCAAUGAUGCAAACAGAAACGGUGACUCCGGGUUACUACAACAAGUGGAGAUACGAUCGUCAGAAGCUGAACCUGAGAAGGAGGCAACUGAACAGCUGGGUCGUGGUGGUAGUGGAGAAGAACCGCCUUCGUCUGAGGGCUCUGAUGCUCCGGAGAAUCGGUAUGCCUUGACUGAUGCGUUAUGGGAAGAGCUUUGCGCAUCUGCCAGGGCAGGGUUGCGGCUGCCGCCGACCAAGUACGCUCAAGAGCCCUCCGCACGAAAGUCACACCUUGUCCUUCAGUAUCCAGGCACCGAUGGCAUUCUAUUCUUAGACGCGGUGGUCAAGAGGGUAGCCCAGGAGUUGGGCGCGGAUUUGGUCACACUAAAUGCGCAGGACAUUGCCCAGUUGUGCAGUGAACAGGACUUGGCGGACGUCGGCACAACAACGCCCAUCAGAUCACUUGGCUACGAAGUAUACCGGCCUUCUAUUUCGGACACCUGGCAAGACGAUGGCAUGCACGAUGGGGAUGCCGAUGACUUCGUCAUUGACUCGCCGCGCAAUAUCCGGCCAGGUCUCCGGGGCCCCAAAUUCAUCACCAUUGAAAGUGCUCGCGACUCUGGCGAUAUCCCACUUCCCAACUUCAUGGGACUGAAGUCCUUGGUGGCCUCGUUCAAUGCCCCGGUCGACAAUGCAGGUGGCUCUUCAUCGCAGAGCCCUGCUAACCGAGCGGAGGACAGGCGACUUCGGCUUGUGCGUGAGCUUCUUUCCUCAUCUAGCAAGCCAUCGAAACAGCUGUCGCCAGCGGUGGCGGCAGGUGGAGAGUCCGCUGCCCCCGGAGGCUCGGAAGGUCGCAUCCCUAGCCCAGAGCGCGAUGUUAUAGUUCAGAUUCAAGAUUAUGGAGACAUUCAGGCCACUCGGGAGGGCUCCAAGUUCAUUACUGUCUUACAGAAAGCUAUAGAGGAGAAGAGACAGGCCGGCUCUAGGGUCCUAUUCAUCGGCACCUCGGCACAAGAAGCUACACCUGAAUCGGAUGCUGCAAAGCUCAUGCACAACGCCUUCGAUGACCAAUUCUCCCAAAUGCUGGUCAUUACACCCGCCAUGAACUCGGAAGCGGCCGAACGCACAUUUACGGAGGAUCGAAGGAAGCGAACACUCGACAUCAACAUCCGCCACAUCCAGGAUCUGCUUCGGACGCGGCUCACCGAACAGCCCUCGGCGCUCAAAGACGAUGUUUUCCGCGACCGAGCCUGGCCCUUGCAUUCAUCACUCGUGAAGGAAAGCGGCCUUGAUGAGCGGUAUUGGCCAUACAGCCAGGUUCACUGGGCCACAACCCUUGCGCUCGGCUCUCUGAGAACGGAUGGGGCUUUCGGUUAUGACGACAUUCGGCGGGGAAUCGAGAUGAUGCAGAAGACGCAGCGUAUCAAGAACGACUGGUUGCAGGAGAAAAUGCCCAAAGCGAGAGCCAGCGAGACCGGGAAUGACCGGGAGCGCUUGCUGAGCUCCUUACGGAAAACAUGCAACACCCACGAGAAGAAGCUCUUGACUGGGGUGGUGGAUGCGAAAAGCAUCCGUACUACCUUCGCUGAUGUUCAUGUCCCACCCGAAACCAUCGACGCAUUGAAGACCCUGACCUCUCUUUCUCUCAUCCGUCCCGAGGCGUUCACGUACGGUGUGCUGGCUACGGACAAGAUCCCUGGCCUGUUGCUUUACGGGCCACCCGGUACUGGUAAGACUCUCCUGGCAAAGGCUGUGGCCCGUGAAAGCGGCGCCACUGUGCUGGAGGUCAGCGGGUCGGAGGUCUACGACAUGUACGUCGGCGAGGGGGAGAAGAACGUCAAGGCCAUCUUCACGCUAGCCAAGAAGCUAAGCCCAUGUGUGGUGUUCAUCGACGAGGCCGAUGCUAUCUUUUGUUCACGCACGGGAGCCAGCAGCCGGACAUCUCACCGUGAGCUUAUCAACCAAUUUUUGCGGGAGUGGGACGGCAUGAACGAUAUGUCGGCCUUCAUUAUGGUUGCCACAAACCGGCCGUUUGAUCUCGACGAUGCGGUUCUCCGGCGCCUCCCUAGGAGACUGCUUGUGGACCUUCCUACUGAGCAGGAUCGCCUGGCCAUUCUGAAGAUCCAUCUGAAAGAAGAGACCCUGGACAGCUCUGUCGAUUUGGCGGAACUGGCUCGUCGCACGCCUCUGUAUUCUGGUUCGGACCUUAAGAACCUUUCUGUAGCAGCCGCUUUGGCAUGCGUGCGGGAAGAGAACGACCUGGCCGCACAGCACCAAGGCGAGGAGCCGUACCAGUAUCCUGCGCGACGCACCUUGACGUGGAAGCACUUCGAGCGUGGCAUGGAAGAGAUCAGCGCAUCCAUUAGCGAGGACAUGUCGUCGCUCUCCGCGAUCCGCAAGUUCGACGAACAGUACGGCGACCGCAAGGGCCGACGCAAGAAGAGUCCCGGCUGGGGCUUCAUCACGGCCGGUAAGGAUGAUUCUGCAGCUGCUGUGGAUGCGGCGCGCGUCCGGACCUGAACCAGCCGGUUGGGGUUGUGCCAAGGGAAUCAAUGGAAUUGGAUAGGUUGGGUGUUAGCCACAUAGAUCAACUGAAUUAAUCAUCCUCGCGUUUGUAGGGCAGGACCGGAUCGGGAUGGGUUGGAAAGGCAGGCGAGGACGGGACUUGUAUACUACUCAUUAGCGACACGAACCUGAAUGUAUCAAUAUAGCAGACGAUACCAAUACCAAGAUCAUCG